AUGGCUUACUCUUGGCUGCUACUCUUGCUUACUCAUUCCGGCCUAGCUCUGGAGAGCUGUGACGACGGUCUGGAAGAUGCUUUGCUCUCCAUGUUGCAGACGACGGUGACCCUGGACCGAACCAAGAGGGAUCUGACACUCAAAGAUCAGGUCUACAAUGUGCAUAUCCCGAAGUCUGCUGGAAGCUCAUUCGCCUUGGAUGCGCAAGAGAUUUUGAGACCGCUGCACCUCAUUAGCCAAGAAGGAUGUCUAUCUUUGCAUCAGAGUAACCCGCAGCUGAAAGGCGCCAUCACGAUGCUAAGGGACCCCAGAGCACACGUCUUGUCCCAGUACAAGAUGUGCCGCAGCCAGUGGGUCUCCGAGUUCCGCACGGCCGUGCGGCAGAAAGGCGACUGGGUGUUACCGCACCGCUUCGAGAACUGGGUGGACGCCUGGGAACGGCUCCGGGAAGAGUCCUGGCACGGCGAUUUUACCCCGAGCAACGAGCUGAGUGGUGCCACCAUGGAGCUGAAGAUUCGCGAAUCGCGCGUCAAGGCUUGGGGGGAGCCACCCUACAGCGUGGAUCGAGGCACGCGGCUGCGCAUGGAGGAUUGGCCUCAACUGGAUGGUGGUGGAACGGUUUGGCACUUCACCAAGGUUCCAUUCCAGUGUUAUUCGCCGAUGAAUUUGCAGAGCCACCGGCUCACCUGUAGCAACCCGAUGAAAUAUGAUGCUCAGAUCGACAAGGAGCUGCUGAUUCAGAACGUGAACACCUUGUGGUUCGUGGGUUUCGCUGAAGCGUACCAGUCCUCGCUCUGUUUGCUCCACUGGCGGGUGAAUCAAACGCUGCCCUCGUAUUGCGACUGUAUGGACAAGCAGAGCUGGCAGUCCUUCCAAGGACACACUGAGAACCAGAACAGUACCUAUCAUGGGGAGGCCAAGCUCUCGCAGCUUUCCCGGAAAGUCUUGAAAGAGAUUGAUGCGCUCACUGCCACGGACCGUUUCCUGUAUGACUUCGCCUGGCGGCGCUUUGUGCGGGACUGCGACAUGGUCUUCCAACAGAGCGGGAAACAAAUCCUGUGCAACGUCACUGGUCCUCCCGCGCCGAGUCUUUAA
Molecule: messenger RNA, 1095 nt
Organism: Durusdinium trenchii
Lineage: Eukaryota; Dinophyceae; Suessiales; Symbiodiniaceae
Source: the annotation of a GenBank genome assembly